Messenger RNA from Lutra lutra (Eurasian river otter), 1096 nucleotides. RefSeq names its product zinc finger protein 511 (gene ZNF511). The transcript is spliced from 6 exons. The record is from RefSeq and is a predicted model, not a curated record. Bases 1 to 783 code for a protein of 260 amino acids. NCBI's taxonomy places the organism in Eukaryota, Metazoa, Chordata, Mammalia, Carnivora, Mustelidae.
AUGCAGCUGCCACCCGCGCUGCACUCCCGUCUGUUGGGGGCACCCGGGGCGGCUGAGCCGCUGCCUGUGGAGCGGGACCCCGCGGCCGGGGCCCCGCCCUUCCACUUCGCGGCGCGGCGGGUGCGCUUCCCGCGGGACCACGAGUUCUUCGAGGACGGGGAUGUGCAGCGACACCUCUACCUCCAGGACGUGCUCACGCAGGUGACAGGGUCGCCCGAGAGGCCCAGGGUGCCCGAGUUCACCUGCCAGGUGGCGGGGUGCUGCCAGGUGUUCGACUCGCUGGAGAACUACGAGCACCACUACCACACCCUGCACAGAAACGUCUGCUCCUUCUGCGGACGGGCCUUCCCGUCCGUCCACCUGCUGGACGUCCACAUUCUGGAGUGGCACGACUCGCUCUUCCAGAUCCUGUCGGAAAGGCAGGACAUGUACCAGUGCCUGGUGGAGGGCUGUGCGGAGAGGUUCAGGAGCGGCAGAGACAGAAAGGAGCACCUGGUGCGGCGGCACCUGUACCCGGCGGACUUCCGGUUCGAUAAACCGAAGAGGAGCAGAGGCCCAGCCACGCCCGGGGCCGCCGUCCAGGAGUCGGCAGAAGCUCUGGGGGAGGGCGAGGAGCAGUCAGGAGGGGACGCCAUGGAUGUCUGCCCUGAGCACGCAGACCCCCGCCCAGAACCUGUGGGCGAGCGGCGGACGUACGGCCACAGAAUACCUUCUACCAUCUGUUUCGGUCAAGGUGCGUCACGAGGAUUUAAAAACACCAAGAAAAGAAAGGAACACCAGUGACAACAUGGACAGAGAGCCACGGGCCUCUCAGCAGACCCCGGGGGGGCGGUUGCCUUUGGCAGGAUGCGGUGUCCGUGGUGCGGUUUCUCUCGCCUUCUGGUGUGGCCACCGUAGGACCUGGGCCUUUGCCACCCUCGAUGCCAGUCCCUCGAUGGACCAGUGUGUGACCGCAAAAGCAGUGACAGGCCCACCGUUUCCAGAAGUGGCCCCAGCACGUGGUCUAGGGAAUGAAAUUGGGGCCACCGUCCUGCCUCCCUCUGCAGGGCCAGGACGCUGUGCUUUGUAAACUCGUAAACCCUUGCCUCUGGCAGUC